Messenger RNA from Camarhynchus parvulus, 1513 nucleotides. RefSeq names its product transmembrane protein 141 (gene TMEM141). The transcript is spliced from 4 exons. NCBI's taxonomy places the organism in Eukaryota, Metazoa, Chordata, Aves, Passeriformes, Thraupidae. The record is from RefSeq and is a predicted model, not a curated record. The coding region runs from base 684 to 1253 and encodes 189 amino acids.
UCCAGGCGCCUCUCCAGGUUCUCGAUGCAGCCGGCCAUGCCGAAGACCAGCGCCUGCAGCUGGCUGCGCGCCUCGGCGGCGGGCAGCUGGGCGAGGGCUAGGGCCGGGCACUGCGGCUCCUCCGGCAGCCGCAGCGUGGCCGAACCCGGGCCCAGGCUCAGCGCGGCGGCUCCGUGAUCCAGGGCGGCCCUGCGGGGAACGGGGAUAAGGGGAGCAGGAGAGAGAGGGGCUCCGGGCGAGGUGGGGCCUAGGGUGGGGGGAGCCCGGGGAGAGAGGGUGCCCGUAGCGAGGGAGGUCCCAGGGCGGCGGCACCCACCUGAGCAUCGCGCCGUGCUCCUCCGGCGGGCACCGCUGCAGAGGGAGAGGAGGAGGAGAGCGCGUCCAACACGGCCUAGCCUGGGUCCAGAUCCAUCCCUGCCCCUCCGGCACCCCGGUCUCAGCCCCGGGCUCUCCCGCCUCCCCCUGUUCGCCCUGGUACAUACAAAGCCGAGUGCCGGGCAGCCACCGAGCUCCCCGGCCCAGACCUCCAUCGCGUCGGUCACACUGCGGGAGGAAGCAGCUCAGGCCAGGGCUGCUCGACCCCCGCCCGCCCCCCACCUGCUCCUUCUCCCGCCCCGCUCUCACUAGACGGCGCCGUCGGGUCCGCAGUAGCAGAGGAACCGGCCUGACCCGGUUCGGAGCACAUGAAAAGGCCCCGCCGGUUCCUCCAUGGCCGCGGCGGAAGGGGCGGGUGGCAAGGGCGGAUCCUGGCCCGGGCCGGGCCCGGCAGCCUCGCCAUGGUGAACCUGGGCGUGCGGCGGGUGGAGGACGAUGUGGCUGCCAAGUACCCGGCGCUGCAGCAGUACGCGGCUUGCCAGUCUCACGCCUUCUUGAAGGGCAUCGGCACCUUCUUGGCAGGUACGGGCCGGUCCAGCCACCCCGGCAUCCCCCGGGCUGUCCUUGGCCGCUCCGCGGGGGCAGCGAGGACGUCCCGGCCGUGUCCAGUAACCCCGGCCUCGGUCUUGGCAGGCAGCGUGGCCGCCUUCGCGGUGCAGAAGAUGGCGCGGCAGAAGCUGCCGUACAGCCUGCAGUGGAGCCUGCUGUUGGCUGCGGCUGCAGGGUCCCUCGGAAGCUACGUGGUAACCAGAGCUGAGACGCAGAAAUGCUCUAACUUCUGGAUUUAUCUGGAGACAGAAAACCUCCCUAGUGCAGAAGACAGGGACGGCGCUGCAACACUGGUGAGGAGGAACAGGUACGGUGACGUGGUGGAGUAGCCAGCAGAGCAUAGCCUGCCGUGCCUGUGUCCCACUUCACCCCUUCCUGUCUGCCCAACCUGACACUGCCCAUGCUGCCUGUGAGGGUGGUGGGCUUGGUGACACUUAUGGAAAGCUCUGAGGACUUGAUCCUGCCAGAGAAAGCAUGGUGGAGGCACCUCAGGGAUUCCUGCCUGCCCCAUGGCCUCUGCACAUUGCACUCGGGGUACAAUAAAAGUUGCGAGCUGAAUGCACUUGUUGUGGAUGAGGUGAAGGGCAGA